AUGGGGGCUGCGAUCCAUAUAUCUCCAAAGAGACAGGUUGUCUAUGGCGACUACUACUUGCCCGUGACCAUGGGCGAAGAUGACUCGCCCCAGCCAUCCAUGCAUAGCAUGGAGGUGACAUUCUCCCUGCUCUCAGGGCAAAGCUUGAAAUUGACCUUGAGCCAGGAACCUCAGAAGAUCUUCUUGGUCAGCGGAAUCAGGCUAUUUGCCUGGGAUUUCCAGCCUUGGUCUUUGGCAUGGUGUACAGGUUCGUCCAGCAUAUUCCGAUAUUCUGCCAACCUUGACAAUGGCGCCUUCCACUGCAUGAAUGCUAUCAAGAAGUCAGGAAGCGUUGGAAGACAUUUUGCCAUCAGCAUCGAGGGCCUGGACCAGUACCGCGCCCGAAUCUUUCGCCCUUUGUCCAACAAGGAAUACAUCUUGUACGAUCCUGCUUCCCACACAGGUGCGCCGGGAGAAGCUCGCGAGAUGGGUUGCCUCCGUUUGCGCAGCAAGAGGAGGGUGGGCCCAUCGGACUUGGACUUCGUGAUGCCCAAGGAUGGCACAGCAGCACAGUUCAGACCGCUGGCUUUGAAGGAGUCCAUUUCGCAGAUCUACGAGAGAGGGAGCCUUGAACAUUUGCAAAUCCUGCGUGGCACCUCUGAUGUGUCCAUCGAGCUUCGAUUGCAUGGUGAAGCAAUCUUUGAAGCUCACCCUAUGGACAAGACAUGGGCGGUGCGCUUUCAACAUCCAUUGUCCCACUUCCAAGCUUUUGGAAUCCUGAUUGGAGUGCUGGACAAUGCUUGCUUAGCUAGUUUCCACAAGUGA
Messenger RNA from Durusdinium trenchii, 804 nucleotides. Lineage: Eukaryota; Dinophyceae; Suessiales; Symbiodiniaceae. The record is from the annotation of a GenBank genome assembly.